AUGAAUGACGGUAAAUCAGUGCUUGCCCGUAUUCCAAACCCAAAUGCCGGCCCCUCGUUUCAUACGACUGCGUCUGAGGUUGCUACAAUGGAAUUCGCUCGAGAUUUCCUCCAUACUCCCGUACCCCGAGUGUUGGGUUGGAACGCCACAGCUGAUAAUCCGGCUGGCUCGGAAUACAUCCUUAUGGGGAAUACGUGGGAUGACGACGUAGUCUCCUUUCGCGAGUCACUCAUUAAUGUUGAAAGGUACUGGCAUGAACUUGGCAUUGAAGGCGUUUGUCCCUACCACUUCACGCAGGCUGAACUGCAUAAUCACUCAGUUGAUGCCGAUGGAUGGAAUGAGGUUCAGGAUUUUUUUGACAGUUAUGAUGGGCUUGUCCAAAGGGAUGGCUGGACAAGUCAUGAAUCGUUCGAUGCUGCCUUUGGGUUCUUCGCGGAACUGAGAAACCGGGGCCUAGAGCAUUUGAAAGGCGAGGAAAGGGACAUCUUCGAAAGACAGACCCGUUGGGCCAAACACAAAAGUUGA
Messenger RNA from Penicillium brasilianum, 525 nucleotides. The record is from the annotation of a GenBank genome assembly. Lineage: Eukaryota; Fungi; Ascomycota; Eurotiomycetes; Eurotiales; Aspergillaceae.